ACUGUUAUAAAGAGGCUGACUUAGUUUAGAGUAAUAUUUCAUGUAGUUAACGCGUGUCUUUAUCGUGAGCCCCCUGUGUUCGGCUUGUUGCUUAGCGUUUUGGGAGCUGCUUAAUUGACUUGAUCUAAGCUCCUGCCCUCACGGAUCUCCGCUGGCUACCGGGAGCUGCAAGAUAUCAACUUCCAUGAUUGAAUUUGCACGGCACUGGAAAGGAGAUCCAAUAUGCCACUUGAAUUAAUAAAAGAAGUCAAUGGGGUGCCUGAAAUUGAGCCGCUAAAAAAACUGCACAAAGUAGAUUUCAGGUCCCUACAGCUUGGUUGUGAUUAUAGCAAGAAAUAUAUUCAGGGAAAACUUUCACAUGUCUCUUCUUUAACUUAUGGUGGAAACAGAACACCUAUUUUGAAGAUCGGACUACAAGAACAAGAAAACUCAGAUUCGGAAAGUAACACCAUCAAUGUAUUAUUUUUUGGGAAAUUAGCAAAGGACUGUGCGAAAGUUUUCUCUGAAGGGGACACCAUUGCAGUGGCUGGAUUUAUCGUUUUGUCUUCAUCUACAAGCAGAGAUGGUGAACAUUGCUUAGUUUUGAAAGCAUUUGAGGACUUAAGCUCAACUGUUUAUGUUUAUAUUAAAUCUGUAACAUGUUUUUCAACAGAGUCAACGUCCUUGGUUGCAGCAGCGCGUUAUGUGUAUACACCCCUGAAUGAACUCAAGGCCGGCAUGGUCGUCAAUGUCUACGGUGUCGUGAAGUUCUUUAAGCCUCCAUAUUUAAGCAAAGGAACUGAUUAUUGUUCAGUUGUUACAAUUGUGGACCAGACAGAAGUAAAGUUAACCUGCCUGCUCUUUAGUGGAAAUUAUGAAAGCCUUCCACUAAUUUAUAAAAAUGGAGAUAUCGUUCGCUUUCACAGGCUGAAGAUCCAAGUAUAUAAAAAUGAGACUCAAGGUAUCACCAGCUCUGGCUUUGCGUCUUUAACAUUCGAGGGGACUUUGGGAGCUCCUGUCACACCUCGUACUUCAAACAAGAAUUUUAACUUCACAACCGAGGACCACAAAAUGGUAGAAACUUUACGUUCUUGGGCAUCUACUCAUAUUUCACCUUCUUCUACAUCAGUAAAACUGUGUGAUGUUCAGCCAAUGCAGUACUUCGACCUGACCUGCCAACUCUUGGGCAAAGCAGAAGUGGAUGGAGCAUCAUUUCUUCUAAAGGUGUGGGAUGGCACCCGGCCACCGUAUCCAUCCUGGAGAGUCCUAAUACAAGACCUUGUUUUUCAUGGCGAUUUGAGUUACAUCCACCGGCUGCAGAAUCUGACAGUAGACAUCUUAGUCUAUGAUAACCAUCUUCAAGCGGCAAAAUCUCUGAAGGUAGGAAGCUUCCUUAGAAUUUAUAGCCUCCAUACGAAACUCCAGUCAGUGAAUUCAGCAAACCAGUCAACAUCGUUAGCUCUGGAGUUUCAUCUCCACGGAGGCACCAGUUAUGGUCGGGGGAUCAGAGUCUUGCUGGAAGGCGACUCUGAUGUGGAUCAACUGAAAAAGGUAUUAGAAUAUGCAGGUUUGACAGCCAGUCAGUGUUCAGAUGGUAUAUGUCAAUCAGAAUGUGAGGACAGCGUUCCAACAAGCUCCGGAUCGGUGUCAUUGUAUGAGAUAGAACGAUGUCAACAGCUGUCAGCUACAAUACUUACAGACCAUCAGUAUUUGGAGAACACCCCAAUAUGUGCUAUAUUGAAGCAAAAAGCUCCUCAUCACUAUCGGAUCCGAGCAAAACUGAGGUCCUAUAAGCCCAGAAGACUCUUCCAGUCUGUUAAACUUCAUUGUCCUAAAUGUCAUUCACUGCAGGAAGUUCUGCGUGAAGAUGAUUUGGAUCGAAUUUUGCAAGAGAAUGCAACUAAAACUCCAGAUACAAAACUGCAAAAUACCUCAUUAUAUGAUUCGAAAGUCUGGACAACUAAAGAUCAGGGAGAACGAAAAGUAGCUAUUCAUUUUGUGAAAAACAAUGGUAUUCUCCCACUUUCAAACGACUGUCUAAUUUUGCUAGAAGGAGGCACACUCGGUGAGCUCCACAAACUUGCCAAUAAGUUUCACAGUGUGAUUCCCGUGAGGUCUGGCCACGAAGACCUGGAACUGUCUGACCUGUCGGCACCGUUCCUCAUACAAGAUAAAGUCCAUCACUAUGGGUGUAGAAAGUGUUCUACCUUGAGACCAAUACAAAAUCUAAAUAACCUGGUGAAUAAAAUGUCAUGGAUUCCUUCUUCUGUGGCAGAAGUAUUGGGUGUUGUUCCCCUCCAACAUGUGUUUGUGAUGACAUUUACUCUUGACGAUGGGACAGGAGUGUUGGAAGCUUAUCUCAUGGAUUCUGACAAGUUCUUCCAUAUUCCAGCAUCAGAAAUCCUGACCAAUGAUGACCUUCAGGAAAGUAUGGAUGGGAUCAUGAAUAUGUUUUGCCCUCCAGGAGUCAAAAUCGAUACAUAUCCAUGGCUGGAAUGCUUCAUCAAGUCCUAUAAUGUCACAAGUGGGACGGAGCAGCAAAUUUGCUAUCAGAUUUCUGAUACCACGGUUGCAGAUGAUGUUAUCUAAUGUUGACAUUCAAGUCGGCAUAUGUAAAUAUUGUAACUUUUGAAGUCAUUAGUUUUCUAUGAGAUUGCCAUAAAACAUGUAAAAGAUUUAGUUCAGUGGUUCAUUUUCCAUUUUAACCACUAUUUAAGUUUUUUUAAUGGAUAUUGUGUUACUUUAACACCUUCUUGUAAAUUAAAAAUGUUUCUGUUGCUCAAAAAUAUCCAGUAUGAUAGCUUCCAGUAUUCUAAAAGAAACAGAGACAUUAAAUAAAUAAAGACUGUUUUUGUUUACUCUUUGUAGUCCUUUCAGAGAAGCUCUUUUGUUAGCAUACACUACGUGUUGGUAAAAAUCACCUUCUGUGUUGGUUUUGCCACUGAUUUCUCUGCCAUCCACCUUCCCUGGCUCAGCUCUUUCUCUUGCCUAGAUUUUCAUAUCAGCAAUGUGGAUGAUUUUAGCAUGACUAUGGGUUUAGAAGAUGUCCUUGGAAUGGCUAGUUGUUUUGUUUUAUUUUGUUUUGUUUUUUGUUUUUGUACAGAGUGCUCUGCUUAAACAAAUAUUCUUCAAGGAAAUGCUUGUUCCAGCCCUGGCCAGUGUGGCUCGGUUGGGCAUCAUUCUGCAAAGCAAAAGUUUGCCCAUUUGAUUCUUGGUCAGGGCACAUGCCUGGAUUACUGGUUUGGUCCUGGGUCAGGGCAUGUAACUUAUGGCUGUUUCUCUCUCACAUUGGUGUUUCUCUCCCUCUCUCUCUCUCUCCUUUCUCCCCUCUCUAAAAAUAAAUAAAAUAUUUUUUAAAAAGGAUUACAAUUAAAAAAGAAAGAAAUGCUUAUUCAGGUGAGCUACAGUGUACUUUAAGUAGAAGUGGUAGAAUUGCUUUCCUUGGCUACUGACAUUUACCAGUUGAGCCAUUUUUUUGGACCAGAAUUACAUGCUCUGAAUGCUUAUUUCUCUACAUAAUAUUAGAAAUUAUUCUGUUCCACCUCAACUUAAUGAAGUGGUCAGAUUUACAGUGUUAGUGACUGAUAUUAUCCUUUUUUUGAUAGUCUUAUGUAAAAUAUAUUUUAGGUAGGGCAUUAAAUGAGAUGUUAAUUCAGCAUAUAGGCCAUUUUUUACCUGACAGCAUGUCAAAUUUAAAAUCAUGAAUAUUCAGUUUUAUAAAAAUACUUCUAUGUAUCUAUAUAUAUAUAUAUGGAGAUGUAUGUAUGUUAUUUGCUAGAGACUGAGAGAAGGAGAUCUUUCUAGUUCAAUUGUGAGUAAAUGCACACAGUUCA
Molecule: messenger RNA, 3812 nt
Organism: Phyllostomus discolor (pale spear-nosed bat)
Lineage: Eukaryota; Metazoa; Chordata; Mammalia; Chiroptera; Phyllostomidae
Gene: POT1
Product: protection of telomeres 1
Exons: 20
Coding region: 223-2568 (781 amino acids)
Biological process (GO): telomere capping; regulation of telomere maintenance via telomerase
Cellular component (GO): chromosome, telomeric region; nuclear telomere cap complex
Molecular function (GO): telomerase inhibitor activity; G-rich strand telomeric DNA binding
Source: RefSeq, a predicted model, not a curated record